Messenger RNA from Dibothriocephalus latus, 477 nucleotides. The record is from the annotation of a GenBank genome assembly. NCBI's taxonomy places the organism in Eukaryota, Metazoa, Platyhelminthes, Cestoda, Diphyllobothriidea, Diphyllobothriidae.
AUGAUUGUGUCACUACUCCCCGCAUGGAAAUCCGCCGGACUAAAAUGCAGUUCCUCGGCGGAAACGGAUGCGAAAAACUUACAUGAUGGUGAUAGUGACGUCGACGACGAUGAUGACGUGGAUUUUGAUGAUGAUUGUCAUGUUGAUGAUGAUGAAAAUUAUGGUGACAACGACGACGAUGACGACGGUGCUGAUGAUGCUGGUGAUGCUGAUGAUGACGGCGACGACGACGACGAUGAUGGUGACAAUGAAGAGGAUUAUGACGAUGAUUGUGAUGAUGUUGAUGACGGUGACAUCGAUGAAGACGAUGAUGGUGAUGAUUUUGCUGAUGAUUACGAUGAUGGUGAUGGUAGUGAUGACGAUGUUGCUGUCCAUGAUGGUGACGAUGCUGACGAUGAUGAUGAUGAUGAUAUUGAUGUUGACGAGGACGACAAUGAUGAUGACCCUGAUGAUGAUUUUGGUGCUGAUGACGAUGAU